Messenger RNA from Sphaerulina musiva SO2202, 1514 nucleotides. RefSeq names its product RNA polymerase I associated factor, A49-like protein. The transcript is spliced from 2 exons. Gene Ontology annotation, cellular component: RNA polymerase I complex. Gene Ontology annotation, molecular function: DNA binding. Bases 42 to 1367 code for a protein of 441 amino acids. The record is from RefSeq and is a predicted model, not a curated record. Lineage: Eukaryota; Fungi; Ascomycota; Dothideomycetes; Mycosphaerellales; Mycosphaerellaceae. Gene Ontology annotation, biological process: transcription elongation by RNA polymerase I; nucleolar large rRNA transcription by RNA polymerase I; RNA polymerase I preinitiation complex assembly.
GACACUGUCAAAACACCGCGUCACCGGCAGCAAACGCCAGCAUGGCCGAAAAAGAGCAAAGGAAGCGGAAGAGGCAGUCAAACGUGGUGGAGACACCGAAUAAGAAGGCGGCGAUUGAGGGCGGCAACAUCAAGGUCACACACGCAGGCGAGACUGGACUUCAUCCAGUUCUAUUGGGUACUUCCGGAAUUCAAGCGCCCGCAGUGCCAUUCAAGGCCUACGCAAAACCGAGAGAGGGCUCCAAGAGGGCAGAGAAAGGCGACAUCACGCCGGCUACACACGAUCUUCUACUACAAUCGUCGCAACAUCCUCGACUGGACUACACCGCAGUGCCUAGCCCCAUAGAUGAUCAACUAAGCCACUAUGUCGCCAUAUACGAUCCCGCCAGAAAGGUGCUCCAGAUCGCACCUGCACAUCAUCUUCGACUGCGAUCAACGCUGCGAGCGGAAGCCGAAGAUGAAGCAGCACCGAGGGCAAGAACGAUAGGCCAGCAACGAGAGGCGCUGGGCCAGGAGUUUGGAACGAAGAAAGCGAAGAAGGCGAUCAAUAGCAAGAGCACCAAUGCCAUCGCUGGCAACGAGGGCGAAAUCACAGAUGUUCAGCGUGCUAUUCUGGAGUCUGUUGGAGAAACAAAUGAUGGACUUGCUUCGAAGCUCUCUGAAAAAGAGCAGAAGAAUGAUGCCCUCGCGUCCAAGCCUAUACCCUGGCCACGGCUUGACGCAGAACAUGCAGAAGACGUCUACACCUUCGACACUCUGAUUCCGCCGAGCGAUGCACGACUCGUGAAGCUCAAGGACUGGUUAGAUGCUGCUGACGAUGACAGUAAGCUCGGCUUCAAACACCAAUUUCCACAGUCACGAUUUCAGUACCUCGCCAAAUCAAAUGCCGAGGUCACGCUGCGCUUGAAGGCUCUGAAGUAUCUCACUCUGCUGUUGGAGUUCAGAGAUCUUGCGACUGGAGGAGGCCGAGGGCCAAAGAAACUACCUAAGAAAGAGGCGAUGCUAAAGAAACUUCCGCCGAGUAGAUGGCCGACAGAGCUCGUCGACAGCGUACGAAGACGUUUCACCAACGACACAGGAGGAGAGCUCGGGAAGUGGCAGAUGGACAACUUGUCAACGCAUAUCUGCGCCCUAGCAUUGUUUGCGGACCACUGGGAGACUGAUGUCUGGCAUCUAAAGGAGGACAUGAAGCUCGACUUGAAGGAGCUCAGCCAGUACUUCAUGGAGCUUGGUGCGCGCAUUCACAAGAUUACAGAGUCUGAAAGAACGAGGAGGAAUAUGACCAAGGCACAGGCGGCAGCCACCAGAAUGGCCAAAUUGAAAAUCCCUCUGGAGUUUCCCAAAGUGAGGAUGGGCAGAAGGACAUGAUUUUUCAGGUAGCCCAAACCCCUACGCAGACUUUCACAAACAACAUAUGCUACUAGGUGAUGUCAGUCAAACCUAUCUGCCUCUCUGCCCGCCACCUAGACAUCGGAAUGCGGACCUGAUCUCUCACCGUCUUGUCACUUGCUCAUU